CGACCCUGCGACCCUAUUCAGGCGCCGACGUCUAGAAUUUGGCCUUUCCCGCCGUGCUGAAGGCGCCUUCCCUGCGGCGGCCAUUCAGCGAGGGGGCCGGAGCCCCGCGGGCGGAGAGCUGGCGGUGCGUGGUGGGGCGGCCGGGCCGCCCGCCUCCCUGUCCUGCUCAGCUCGGGCGCGCGAGGUGACUGUACCUGAAUUUUCCAGCUGCAGAAUGUGUAGUACCUUUAAAGGUUGGCAAUGAUGAGUAAACUGGAAUUAAAGGAAGACAGGAUGCUGGAGGUUCAGUUUGUGGGAGAUGAUGAUGUUCUUAAUCACAUUCUUGAUAGAGAAGGAGGAGCUAAAUUGAAAAAGGAGCGAGCUCAGCUUUUGGUCAACACAAAGAAAAUAAUAAAGAAGCCGGAAUAUGACUUGGAGGAAGAUGACCAGGAAGUAUUAAAAGAUCAGAACUAUGUGGAAGUUUUAGGACGAGAUGUUCAAGAAUCCUUGAAAAAUGGCUCUGCUACAGAUGGUGGGAAUAAAGUUUAUUCUUUUCAGAAUAGAAAACACUCUGAAAAGAUGACUAAAUUAGCUUCAGAACUAGCAAAAACACCAAGAAAAAGUGCUGCAUUCAAUUUGAAGAAUGAUCCUGAAAUUAUGAUAAACAUUCCUCAAUGUAGCAAGGGGCCUUCUGCUUCAGACAAAGUUCAGUUGAAGACCAAUGAUAAAAGUGAGUUUCUGUCAACACCUCGUGCUCUAAGGAAAAGAUUAAUGGUUCCAAGGUCUCAUUCUGACAGUGAAAGUGAAUAUUCUGCUUCCAACUCAGAGGAGGAUGAAGGAGUUGCACAAGAAUACGAAGAGGACACUAAUGAAGUCAUACUGAGCCAAAAGAGUCAAGCUCAGAGUAGAGUAGUUUCCGCUCCUGUUUGCAAAGAAACACCUCCUAAGAAAAUGAAAAGAGAUAAAACAAGUGACUUAGUAGAAGAAUAUUUUGAAGCUCAUAGCAGUUCAAAAGUUUUAACCUCUGAUAGAACACUGCAGAAACUAAAGAGACCUAAGUUGGAUCAGCAAACUUUGCGUAACUUAUUGAGCAAGGUUGCUCCUUCCUUUUCUGCUGAACUUAAACAACUAAAUCAACAGUAUGAACAAUUAUUUCAUAAAUGGAUGUUGCAGUUACACCUGGGGUUCAACAUUGUGCUUUAUGGCUUGGGUUCUAAGAGAGAUUUACUAGAAAGGUUUCGAACCUCCAUGCUACAAGAUUCCAUUCAUGUUGUCAUCAAUGGCUUCUUUCCUGGAAUCAGUGUGAAAUCAAUCCUGAAUUCUAUAACACAAGAAGUCCUCGAUCACAUGGGCACUUUCCGCAGUGUGCUGGAUCAGCUAGACUGGAUAAUAAACACAUUUAAAGAAGAUUCUUCUUUAGAACUCUUCCUUCUUAUCCACAAUUUGGAUAGCCAGAUGUUGAGAGGAGACAAAAGCCAGCAAGUUAUUGGACAGUUGUCAUCUUUACGUAACAUAUACCUUAUAGCAUCUAUUGAUCACCUCAAUGCUCCUCUCAUGUGGGAUCAUGCAAAGCAGAGUCUUUAUAACUGGCUCUGGUAUGAAACUACCACAUAUAGUCCUUAUACUGAAGAAACCUCCUAUGAGAAUUCUCUUCUGGUUAAACAGUCUGGAUCACUGCCACUUAGUUCCCUAACUCAUGUCUUACGAAGCCUUACCCCUAAUGCAAGGGGGAUUUUCAGGCUCCUAAUCAAGUAUCAGCUGGACAACCAGGAGAACCCUUCUUACACUGGACUUUCUUUUCAAGAUUUUUACCAGCAGUGUCGGGAGGCAUUCCUUGUCAAUAGCGAUCUGACACUUCGGGCCCAGUUAACUGAAUUUAGGGACCACAAGCUUAUAAGAACAAAGAAGGGAACUGAUGGAGUGGAAUAUUUAUUAAUUCCUGUUGACAGUGGAACAUUGACUGAUUUCCUGGAGAAGGAAGAAGAGGAGUCUUGAAGCCGUCCUUCCUCUUGAGUCUUCUGUGAGGGGUUGACGUACUCCAGCUGCCACUCCUCUAGUCUGAAGUGUUGUGUUUACAUACGGCGUUACUCUUUUUCCAGUGUACAUGAUUUAAAAUUGGGAGGGGGAGUGUCACCAGUUAGAACCUUGGUUAGCCUGGCUGGUGUAUUAUCGCUAGUACUAUGCAUGGUCCUCAAGUUGGAGAAAUUGUGCCUUUCAUUCGUUAUCUCUCUGGAGACGUCUUGCUGGAAUGAACAGUGUGCUCAGGGACUAUUUGGAACUGGAUGUUUUUGAAUUCUUUUAUACUAGAGAUGAUAUUAUUCCUAAUUUUUUGAGGGCCUUUUAACACUCCUGGAGCUGAUUGUUUGCAAAUGUGCUUGUUCCAGAGUGUGGAAGUACAAAGACAUGGGCAUCACGUAAACCUGCUUUAUUUGCUGUUGUGGGUGUCAGGACUGAUGAGUGUAAUGGAGAAGGCAGACCAUCUCUUGCCGUUUCUGAAAUGUUUUAACAAAAGGUAGAAGUCUGGGAAGAAGUAGGUAACCCAGCUUUCUCCUUUUGGAUUUAGGCUACAUACUGGGGCCGGGAGAGGGGGCCUGACACUAUUCAGUUGGGAUGGUGGGAAAAGCAUAAUGAGUGUACAGGGUGUGUACCCACCCUAGAAAGCAUACAAACAAUCACAGACCAUGGUAUUCGGAACAGUUCCUGACUGUGCCAUUACCUUCAGAUACAAGUGAGAAGCCAAGCUAGAGAAAUACAAUCCUGAAUUACAUUUUAGUCACUGUUUUUAAGACAAGAGAAAAUAAAAAUCUAAUUUUUCUUGUAUAUCAACAUUUUUCUUUUCUUGAAUAACAUGCAGGUGAGUAGCAUAUUAAUGACUGGCUUUAAAUUAAUCUUGAUUUCUCUAUCAAGUAGACCUAAAACUCACUGUAAGACAUUUCAAUUUUUUUCUUAAAGUGACAGUUUCAAGCCUCCUAAAUAUUUACAGGAGCUUUUGUCUUAGGGAAAAAAGGCUAGCCUUGGCCACUGUAGUCAGGUUAUAGUCUUCACAUACUCCCUGAAUUAUUUCAUACUUGGAAGUGAAAUUCUUUGUUUAAACAUCACUGUAAUAAAGUAUGUAUUGCAUCAGCA
Messenger RNA from Ceratotherium simum simum (southern white rhinoceros), 3105 nucleotides. RefSeq names its product origin recognition complex subunit 2 (gene ORC2). Gene Ontology annotation, cellular component: nucleus; nuclear origin of replication recognition complex. Lineage: Eukaryota; Metazoa; Chordata; Mammalia; Perissodactyla; Rhinocerotidae. The record is from RefSeq and is a predicted model, not a curated record. Gene Ontology annotation, biological process: DNA replication. Gene Ontology annotation, molecular function: DNA replication origin binding.